This is a messenger RNA of Spathaspora passalidarum NRRL Y-27907, 1377 nucleotides long. It is a transcript of the gene FGR34, whose product is annotated as Fgr34p. The annotation marks the transcript as partial. The transcript has 3 exons. The record is from RefSeq and is a predicted model, not a curated record. NCBI's taxonomy places the organism in Eukaryota, Fungi, Ascomycota, Pichiomycetes, Serinales, Debaryomycetaceae.
AUGUUAAAGCUAGAUGUAACUCCUUUGGACCCUGUGGUUUUUUUGUUUGACAUUCGGACACGAACUAGAAGCACUUUUCAAAUAAUUAUCGAAUCAGAUGAACCUACGUUACAAAAUGAGAGAAGGAUCUUUGACAUUGACCACAGUCUUAGAAUAAUAGAACUUAAACAGUUUAUCGUGGCGAGAAUUGACCUUGGUGGGGUGUCAAGAACACAUUUUGACCAACUUGAAUUAUUGUAUAAUGGAGUGAAGUUGCCCAAUACCAAGGAAAUCGACCAAAAAACAGUGAUUGAAGCUUUUGACUUGAAUGAAUCGACUUUGGAUGAAAGAGAUCCAGUAUCUAUCCAUUUAACUAUCUCCGAUAAUUUAAGUAAAGCUAAUGUAUUGAGUGGUUCCUUUUGGAGAGAACUUAGCCAAACUGGUAGUUUUGAGUUUUUGCCCGGGUCAUUACAACGAAUGGUUGAUGGAAAUGUAGAGGGUUCUUCUUCUUCAAAGCAUAAAAGUACCUUGCUGGAGCAGCCUAUGUCGCACCCCAUGUCGCACCCCGUUGAUCCUAUUGAACCUACCAAGCUCAUCACUAAAGACCAGUCUGUUUGGGAAUUGGAAGGUGAAUCUUUCGAAGUCAUUAGUUCACCUAACAUUGGAAAACGGUUAGUUAAUCAGUCAUCAAUCGCAAAUACCGAGUUUGAAGUAACGCUAAAAGUGGACGACACCAUCAAAUCAGUAACUUUAAACACAUCACAAUGUUUUAUUGUCGACAAUGACUUACAUCAACCAUACUUGUUGGUCAAUCCUAGUGGAAUUGCAAAGUUGGAAUCUGAAUUUACCCUGAGCUCGGGACAACUGUUGUUAGAGAAGGUAGAGAUUAUGAUGUUUCCAGCUGCCCUAGAAGUAGAGCAACCUGCAAAUGAACAACCUGUUAAUGAGGUAGAUAGAGGUUUGAAUGCAGUUGACAAUGGCGUGCUUAAUAGAACUUUCAAUGAAGGAAAGAGAUUGCUUCUUUUAGCACUUAAAGUUGUGGUGGUAUUAUACUUUAUGGGAGUCAGACCUAACAAACAUAUAAAGACCCAUUGGAAGAUUUACUUGCUCGUGAUCUUGGUCAUUUUCCAAUUGUAUAUUUUGGCCUUUACUGGUCGCAAUGUAUACCUUGCUCAGCAGCAAGGUCAAGCGAGAAACAUAAAUGCCCCGGUGGUUGCAAAUGCAACCAAGAUUAUCAGGAUUGCAGUUCGGAGAACAUGGGACCACGAAAUUAUAGUAACAGAAAAGUCCCAGCUAGUUAAGCAUUUGAUGUAUAAUGUUGAAAUCUUGUGGAAAGACAGUUUGCUUGGGGUUCUUUCGCUUUUGCCCUCUUUUCAAUUAUCAAUUCUUGAAGAGUUG